GUGGGUCGGUCGCACGCGCCGCGGGACGGAGGGACGGACGCCAGCCGCGCCGACCGGAGCGUGCGCCCCGCGACCGGGGGCGCCGUCCAGGCGCGCGCCCCCGACCCGCGACCGGACCGGGGCGAUUGGCGCCCCGCACCGACGCGCCCCUCAGCAUGGAGCGCCCCCGGGGGCUGCCCUGAGGCGGCGGCGGCGAUGCAGGCAGCGCGGCGGCUGCCGGGGCCAGAAACGGCCGCCCGGAGCUCGGAGGACGCGGAGCGCGCCGCGCCCGGGGCACUGACCGAGGGCCUUCCAGCCGUUGAGUCCUCUCCAGCUGCUGCCUGGGAAAUGGCAGCUGCUGCUCGUGCAGCCUUGAAGACAGUCACUUGCCUGGUGAGCACCGUCACUUAGGAGACAGGAUUCCAGAGGAGCUGUCCCGCCUGGAGCUGGCCCGGGGGCGAGCUGGGGUCCCACCGCCCCCGCCCCCGGGAUGACCGCAUCUGGCCGUGCCAACCCCUACAGCAUCGUGUCGUCCGAGGAGGACGGGCUGCACCUGGUCACCAUGUCGGGCGCCAACGGCUUCGGCAAUGGCAAGGUGCACACUCGGCGCAGGUGCCGGAACCGCUUCGUCAAGAAGAACGGCCAGUGCAACAUCGAGUUCGCCAACAUGGACGAGAAGUCGCAGCGCUACCUGGCCGACAUGUUCACCACCUGCGUGGACAUCCGCUGGCGCUACAUGCUGCUCAUCUUCUCGCUGGCCUUCCUUGCCUCCUGGCUGCUGUUCGGCGUCAUCUUCUGGGUCAUCGCCGUGGCCCAUGGGGACCUGGAGCCGGCCGAGGGCCGCGGCCGCACGCCCUGCGUGCUGCAGGUGCACGGCUUCAUGGCGGCCUUCCUCUUCUCCAUUGAGACGCAGACCACCAUUGGCUACGGGCUGCGCUGCGUGACCGAGGAGUGCCCGGUGGCCGUGUUCAUGGUGGUGGCACAGUCCAUCGUGGGCUGCAUCAUCGACUCCUUCAUGAUCGGCGCCAUCAUGGCCAAGAUGGCGCGGCCCAAGAAGCGCGCGCAGACGUUGCUGUUCAGCCACAACGCGGUAGUGGCGCUGCGCGACGGCAAGCUCUGCCUCAUGUGGCGCGUGGGCAACCUGCGCAAGAGCCACAUCGUGGAGGCCCACGUGCGGGCCCAGCUCAUCAAGCCCCGGGUCACGGAGGAGGGCGAGUACAUCCCGCUGGACCAGAUCGACAUCGACGUCGGCUUCGACAAGGGCCUGGACCGCAUCUUCCUGGUGUCGCCCAUCACCAUCCUGCACGAGAUCGACGAGGCCAGCCCGCUGUUUGGCAUCAGCCGGCAGGACCUGGAGACGGACGACUUUGAGAUUGUGGUCAUCCUGGAGGGCAUGGUGGAGGCUACGGCCAUGACCACACAGGCCCGCAGCUCCUACCUGGCCAACGAGAUCCUGUGGGGCCACCGCUUUGAGCCUGUCCUCUUCGAGGAGAAGAACCAGUACAAGAUCGACUACUCGCACUUCCACAAGACAUAUGAGGUGCCGUCCACGCCCCGCUGCAGCGCCAAGGACCUGGUGGAGAACAAGUUCCUGCUGCCCAGCGCCAACUCCUUCUGCUACGAGAACGAGCUGGCCUUCCUGAGCCGCGAUGAGGAGGACGAGGCGGACGGAGAGCAGGACGGCCACGGCCCCCAGGCCAGGCGCGACUUUGACAGACCCCAGGCCGGCACCGCCCUCGAUCAGCGGCCCUACAGACGGGAGUCCGAGAUCUGAGCCGCCAGCGGCCAAGGUGCAGCAUCCGCCCCGCCGGGGAAAGGCCCCGAGUCCCGCGAGGGCCCCGGGCCAGAGCGGCAUGGGCUUGGGCCCUGAUUGCAGACUCAGUAGCGUUUUAGAUGUUUUACAUUUCUUCACAGUGGCCUGGGAAUGUUGGUGGGAGAGCGGGUGGCCUGAGUGGCCUCUGAGGCCAGAGCAGGCCUGGGGGCGGGGAGGUGGCCUCCAGGGGAGGGGGGGGAGGUGGCCGGGCCACAGGAGCUGGGGGCUUCUGCCUCAGGGGGGAGCCACAGCCUCUCCAGAAACGGCUCACCAGCUGCCCGGCCUCUGUGGGCGAAGGCCCGCAGGCUGCAGUGCACCUCGCUGGUUUUUAACUUGGGGAGAAACACCGGGUUUUGGCUUUCUCAACCUUAGUUUAAGACUGUUUACAAAAAAAAAUUAACAUGUGAUUGAAAAAAAGUUUUAUAAUUUGAGGGGGGGUGGGAAAGGACAAUUAGAAUUCCAUUAGUCUGCCAGGAUGCAAGUAGCUGGGUGGGGUUUCCAGAAGGUUCCCGAGGCUGGGCUGGCCUCUCUUCCAUGAAGGCCGGGCACGUGGCCUGAGGGCAAGCACGGAGGUCAACCCCGCCUCCCCACCCCGUUGUGCUCUGUGCUCACGGGGUGAACUGGAUUUCCUUUGUGAUGGCAAAACCAAGACCUUGUUAAUGAUCAUAACAAAAGCUUUUCAGUGUCACUGGGGUGGGAGUCAGGGCCGGGAAGAAUCCAGUCUGAGCUUUUUAAGUUUGACUCUGUACCUCCUUUGAGGUGCAUCUCAGGGCCAGGAUGGGACCUGCCUGCGGUGGAAGGUCUGCUCCCCCCCCACCCAGCCCCACCCACCCUCCAUGACCCCAGCCCGCCGGAUUCUCCCUCCUUUUCUGCCCCGUGGCCUCCACCCCCUUCCCCAGAGAGGGCCAGCUGGGGAACGUAGGGGUGGAUGUCUCCACGGGAAGGGGGGCCAGCUUCCCCGACUCCAAGGAAGUGUUUCAGCCCGUCCCCGCGGGGCCCCAGCAUGAGUCGUGCCUUAGAGACCCUGGGGGGUCUGGCUCCAGUUGUCACUGUUUUUAUUGGACUCACCCAUCCUCCCUGCUGCCCCCGGCUCCACCAUGGCCCUCUGUCUGCGGAGGCCAGGCCGAGCCGGCACCCAUCCCGCCAAGGUGGGCAGCAGAGGUGAGCCUGGGUGGGGCCCAGCCAGGCUGUGCCCUGGUGCCGAACGCACAGGAACGUCCUAGGAGAGCUGUGGGCUGGUCAGCAGCCACAUCUGGGCACCUUGGUCAGGGAGCGGCUCGGGCCCCCUGAUUUGUCACUGGCUCUUGCCUCUGCCAACCCAAGAGCUGCCCAACGCAGGCUCGUUCCUGGCGAAGGAAACAGCUGUCAGGGCGGAGCCUGGGCCCCUCCCAGGACUACUGAGAGCGCUGUCCUCACAAAUGACCAAGCCGGUCAGUCAUUAGAGAGCCCCAGCCUGCCUAUCCAGGCCGCCGCGGGCCAGCUCACCACCCGGAGAUGCCAGGGCUCCGGCCCAAGUUAGGAGACAGAGGCCGAGUGCAGAUGGGCGAGGGGCAAGGAGGGGCCGGGGGCUGCAGUGGGGGCUUCUGCCUCUCCCCUCCUCCAGCCCCUGCAACAGCGGGAGGCCUGGCCCUGAAGUCAGGGGCCGUGGAGGGUCCGGGCCCCGGCUGUGUAUUCCCACCCAGAAAGCCCUGCCCGGGCCUCAGAUGCCACCCUAACUUCCGGUCAGGAAGAGUCGGAAGGGUCAGCCCGAGGCAGGCAGAGGCCUUGUUCCUCUCAGGAUCUGCUGGACAGGCCUCUGCCCUUCCUGGCCUGAGCCCCUGCCUCCUCAGCCUUAGUCCUGGGCGGUGAUGUGGAGUCCCUGUGGUUGCCAGGUGGGUGGCAGCUGGCCCUGGUCGCUCGGGGCUGGCACAUGGUCCUGUUGGGCCAGCCCUCCACUCACCCCACCAGGGCAGAGCCCCGGGGGCCCUGGGUCCCCCAAGGCCCUAGCUGUCUCGGGUGGCCCGGGGCGCCUCCUCUCGGGCCUGUCCCCCUCCCAGGCCCACGCUGGACGGCUCAGGUCGCAGACCCUGCAGGAGGGCCUCCCCGAGCUGCCUUUCAUCUCUCACCAAAGGCAGAUGCUGCGUUUUCAAACUCCGCUGCCCUCUUUUUGCCUCCUCUGUGUUUAUUUAUUUAUUUAUUUAUUUAUUUAUUUAUUGCUUGUGCUGAAGACCAAAAUAGCCUCCCUCUUCAGUGCCCUUGAAGCGGGAGGGUGGAUGGGGGGAGCCGUGUGUGCGGAGGCAGGCUCACGUGGUCCCUGGGGUGCGUGUGCCCGUGUGUGGGGCGUGGAACGUGCGAACCCGGUGAGUGUGCGCUGUGCCGUGUGUUGUGUGUGCGCCGAGCACGCGUGUCUGCUACGUGUGGCCUGUGUGCUGAGCGGGUGGGUGUACAAACCUGCUCCUGAGCCCGCCGCCCCCGGCAGUGGUAUUUCCGGGAAGUUCCUCGACAGCCUGGACCCAGUGGUGCAGAGGCUGGAGCUGGCUGAGGCGCCCUCCGCCCUGAGACGCUGAGCUGCUUACGUGGGGCGGGGCCUGGGGACAAAAUACGUGUGUGAGCACCGAGGCGUGAAUUCCCGUGUGGAAUCAUCUCAUCCAUGUGCCGGUAAAACGUGUCCAAUUAUGGCUUUUCCUGUAAGUGCCCGAGUGUACAUGGGAGUGCUGUGCAGAUGUGUGCCCGCGACGAGCUCCGUACGUGUGUGAACCUGGGCUGAUGGUGUCUAUACGUGAUGUAUACAUGUGUGUAAACGGACACAGGCUCACACAGUUAUGUGUGUAUCUACCCAGAGGUCUGUUUGUGUGCUCGUUGUAUACGCAGGCAUUGGUUUAAAUGUUCACCAGGCUGUGGGGCUGGGCACACAGUACUCAGGACGGACACCGGCCGUGGUCCCACCAGCCCUCUGCCCCGAUUCUGUCCACGUGGGCAGGCGUGGAGCACGUGUGACAGGGUGAGGCUUCUGUGUACCCGGGCACAAGGUGACAGCUACACGUGUAUGUGAGGACUUGGCCUCCAAAGGUGAGCGUUUGCACGCAGUUGCAUGUAGGAGGCCCGUGUGCAUUUGUCCACGAACGCACGUCCGUGUGUGUGCCGGGCUCCGUCAGCAGGGCUGUGCCUGCCUGCUGGGGGGGGCGUGUGUGCGUUCGCGGACCCGCCUGGGUCCCGGAGGUCGUGUGUCGAGACGGGCGAGUGUCUCAGAGCACGGCGCCCCCUGCCCCCCCGUACCUGCUGGUGCUGUGCCACCCUAGGGUCCUGGCGGGGGCAGGGGGCCUGGCGGGAAGGAGGCCCCUGCACAGGUCAAAUCGAUGUCAAAUCUAUCUUAAAUGGUGAAACUGGAGAAUUUUCAUGUUAUUUUCAAUACACAGCAGUAUCUAAAGACGUAGGCCACAAGACUAGACCGCAUUAAACCAUUUUGAUCUCUCGGAGUGCCACCGUGUGCAGACGUGUGUUUGAAAGGCCCCGCCUGGCGCGGCGGGUGCUGGUGCUCGUGCGGCCUUCACCCCCCCGGCCGUGUCCUGGGCUGGGGGGGCUCCCCAGAGGCCGGCGGGGGAGGGGAGAGAGGACAGAACUGGCCUCCUCGAGGACCCCCGCGUUCUUUUCAGGCCGUCGCACACGCCCUCACCCUCCCGCCCCCCGCCACCACCGUCCUCUCCACGCGGCCCGAGUGUGCCAGACCGCCCGCCUUGCCUGGACUCGCGCCCCUGCCUUGCCCCUCCCCGGGCCCGUGCUCCCCUUUCCUUUCUUCUGCAAGGGUUUGAUGAAGGCAGGGCAGGCGCGGUCUGGGCCCCCAGCUCGAGGCAGCCCUGCUUCUCACCGGCGGACAGGAAGCCGGGUGGCGUGCGGGCGCUGGGGUGGUUGAGGCUGGGGCGAUGGGGCCGGAGGGCAGGCAGGUGCCGCCGUCGCGGAGAGCAGCGUGCACGUGCACAGCCCGUUCCGGGCAAAGGAGAGCGUCGUCGCCCCGAGGGCUCCGGUGGCUUCUGGAAGUAGCCCCCAGGGAGAGAGUCCUUCCCUUUGCCCAAACAUUCCCUGAGUGGAGACCUCCUCUGUGUCAGUGAAGGACCGGGGCCCUCAUGCCGUGGGGUCCAGAUGACAUUCCAGACCACAGGAUAAGAAGCCGGGUGAUGGGAGGGGCUGGGGUGGUUGCGAGGACUUCCUGGCAGAUGUCCCAUGAGUCGGACCUGGAGAUGGUUGGCUUUAUGUGGGGUGGGGGCUUUCCUCCCCUGGCCCUGAAGCUUUCCCUGCGACCCCAAUACCGGAGUCUAAGCCAGUUGUGGCCUCCCCCGCUCCCCUGAGAGCUAUUUCCACAGCACUGACAGGUCCGGCCUCUGGGCAGGAGGACCUGGCCCCAGCCGGAGCUCAGGAGUCCCUCGGGGCCCGUCCUGGCUGGGACCCCGGGUCAGACGCCAGGCCACGCGCUUGCUCAGUGAUCUGGAGUAGUGGCUUCCUUUCUCCUCCGGCCUCAGUCUCUCCAUCAGUGGAAAAGGGUGUUCCUAACAACGGCCAGCUCCCAGAUUUCUUGAAAAGAAUGGAGGAAGAGAAGAGAAGCCCUUCGUGCAGCGAGUGCUUUGGACCCGUGCCCUCCUGUUUGAACACAGGUCUUCGGGUAGGGGUGACGCAGCCAGGACCCCCUCUGUGUGUGGCCAUCACCACUGGCUGCCUCUGCUCUCUCCUGCCUCCCUGAGGAUGAGAGAAUCCGCCUGAAAACCGGUACACGUGGGGUGGGCGGGGAAUCAGGAUCAGGGCCCGGGCUUCCUGUUCCGGAGGAAGUCGGUUCAGGGUCAGUGAGGGACUUGCCCAAGAGCAAUGGGAGGGUGGUUAUCUGAGCUGGGGUCAGAGCUAGGCCUCAAGCCCCCAGCCCCCGCUGCGGACUUCACGGACUUCACGUCUGCUCCUUUGACCCAGAUGCCUCCGCCCUCCCGGGCCGGAGGGAUAACCUGGCCAGAGGGUCUGCCCCGGUUUAUCCCCAGGUCCACCUCCUGCGACUUGGGAGGACGUCGGAAGUGGGCUUCUCUUCAGUGUCAAGGGGCCAAGGUCAGAGCGGUGGGGCCUCGAAGGACACCCCCAUCCCCCCACAGCCCACCCUCCACCCAGGACCAGAGGGGUCUCAAAACGAGAAUUAGGCCUUUUGGCCCCGCUGCCUGAAACCCUCCCUGUCUUCCUUCCACACUGGAACUGGAGUCCCCGCUGUUUCUCCAGCCCUGGAAUCUGCCCAUCCUGCCCCCUCCCCUGCUCCAGGCACCCUGCCUCGCUUCAGCUCCUUGAGAGCACGUUUUGCCCCUACCCCAGGACCUUUGCAGGGGCUGGUCCCUCUGCCUGGAUCCCUCUUCCCCCAGACCCGCCUCCCACCCUUCCCGGCCCCCGUGCUGAGGCUCCCCAAGGGCAGGGAUGGCCGUGUCUCUCGUCCACCCCUGCGUGCCCAGUGCCAAGAGCCGGGCUAGGAUGUGCUCCCUGUGUAUUCGUCUAACGGAUGGUGGGUGGAUGGAGGGCAGGCCCUGUGGGCUUCACCACCCAGAGGAGUGUCUUCAGGCCUCACCACCCUGCAGCCCCCCUUCACCUUCCCACUGACCCAGCUGGGCCAGAGCCCGGCCACCAGCCACGCUGAGGAGCGAGCAGCUCGGCCUGGGGCAGGAAGGGUGGAGAGCUUGCUGCUACAGGGGAUUUGAGCCCACCGAGGGCUCUGGGCCCUACUUUCUUCCCUCUCAGUGCUGCCGAGAAAGCACAGAAGUGGGCCGUCCUUACCCAAGCCUGGACUGGGGUCUCGACGGCCUUCUGCCUCCUAAAUGCUCAUGACCGGCCAUCUCUGGGCCUCAGUUUCCCUACGUGAGAAACGGGAGCUCCACCCAUUCCUUCAACAAGUGUUUACGAAUUGCCACUGUGUGCCAGGCAGGCAUUGGCGCUCUGGGAGGAAGCAGGGCAGGCCCAGCCCCUGACGUCAGUCUAGGGGCUCAGGGGACAGGCGUUCAACAUGUGAGUCCCCAGAAGUAGAGCCUGCAACAGGGAUUCGUGUGCGCGUGAUUCGCUGGGGGGUUGGGGGCGGGAAGCAGCAGAAGCAGGAGAGGAGCUGAAGGGCCCGGGUGGGUCCAGCUGACGGCCAGCUGGCCUGAGCCUGGGCUCGGGAAUGUGAGCUGUCCCACUUGCCGGCGGGGGCUGGGCUUUUGUACCCUCAGCAGCCAGCCUCUGGCUACUGCCACCCUGCCGGGCGGGGAGGUCCAGCCUCUCAGCCAUUUCGGGCCAAGGUGGCUCCUGUUGGCCCAGAAUGGUUCUCCAGGGAGGGGGCAGCUGAGAGCCAUUAGCAAAUGACACAGCACCUGGGUGCCCGGCUCAUCCUGGUAAAGGGGUUCAGGUGGCGCACAAGCCAGGCCUGCUGCAGCAGUAGCGAUGCAGUGCGGUCCCUGAGUGAGGGACACGAAAGGGUGCCAUGGGUAAAGCAAGGGGAGGCCUUGUUGCAGGGACCAAGGCGGGGGGGUCCUCCAAGGAAGUGACAUUUCCUCUGAGAUCUGAAGGGUGGGUAGAGGUUUGCCAGGUAUGUGGGGAGGAGCUUCCCAGAGAGAGAGAGAGAGACCAGCACUAGCAAAGGCCCUGGAGUAGGAGAGCUCAGGAAGAAGCAAAAGGAGCCGCUUGGCUGGGGCAGGGAAGGCCACCCAGGGCCCGUGGACCCCACGCAGGGCCCGGCCUCCUUCCCCAGCACCCAGCACCCCUCAGGCCUCCCUGGCAGCCUUGCUGCAUUGCCCUCCUCCUCCUGGAAAGCCAGCCUCUCCGGAGCGGGAGCUUUGGUUCUAUCUUGUUCACGACGGAGCCCCAGCACCCAGAACAGCCGGUGCCUGGCACCCCGUAGGGGCUCAGCUUUGGCUGCUCCCGCAAGAUGUGAAAGAACCGCAGGAAGUAAGAUGUCCGUAUUUGUUCUUGGCCUGUCCUGCGAGGGGCCGGGGGCCUUGCCGCAGGGCUGGCCGGGGUGGGAGGGUCCAGGAGGCCUCCUCCGUGUCGGCCAGGCUGUGAGGUGCCCGGGAGCCACUGCCUGCAGACUUUAACAUUUUUCUAUGCUGUGGUCUUCUUCUCAGAAUAACAUUUUGAAAUGCACAAAAUGAAAUACCUCUGGUUGCAGAGGAAACCCAUCCUCGUGCAAAGCAGUUACCAAAAUACAAACGAAAAAAUUUGUGGGAUAUUAAUAACCACAUUUCCUCACUAACCGCUGAUGCCAGCUUCCUGGUGGUGAGCACAGCCUCACUGUCGGGGGUCCCAGAAAGUCACUGACGAAGAAACCCCCCCCCCCCCUCAUUCUGCAGUCAGCAGAAUCGCCUCCAUCCAUAAAUGAAGAGGACGGCAAAUUUCCAUUUGAGGUGAGCAACACGGAGAUGGACAUGUUUCUCGUCCCAGUACAUAUGCCCUCGGGUUUUCCCCUGAGCCCUGGUGGGCGUGCGGGCCCGGGUUCAGGCCCUGCAGGCCCAGUGGUUUGGAGACAGGCUUGCUGCUGUCAGGCAGGACAGGGGAACUUUGCCGGCAGAGGCCCGAGAAUAAAUACCGUAGGCUUUGUGGCCGUGAGGUCUCUGGAAGCGGCGUGGCUCUGUUGUAGCAUGAAAGCAAACCCGUUAGUUAUUAGUUACUGUGUUCAAAUAAAACCUCAUUUAUGGACACUGACAUCCGAAUUUCAUAUAUUUUUCACAUGGCGCAAACUAUGACUCUUCCUUUGAUUCUGCCCCCACCCCACAAUCAUUAAAAAAAUGCAAAAACCAUUCUUAGCUAAAGGGCCAUACAGAAACAGGCUGUGGGCUACAUCAGAACCUCCCAGAGGGCUUCUUUAAACUCACAGCACCAUGAGUUCUGAUUCAUCUGGCCGGUGGCAGUCCCCAAAUGUGCAUUUCUAACAAGUUCCCAGGUGAUGUUAAGCAGUUAUGGGGGCCUCACCUUGAGAACUGCUGUUUUUCUGCCUGGGGGAAGGAGCCCCAGAGGUUUGUGUGUUGACCCCCUGCUCUGGCUCUCUCACACGGUUAUAACCCAUUCCGGGUGUGAGUUUAGGUGGCCGGCGUUCCCUACAGAGGUGUCGAGCCGAGGUAGCCCCUCUCUGAUGUAGGAGAGGAAAAAGAUUGUUUUCCCGUCUAUCCUCCUAGGUCCUUCAGCUGGUACCCUGCAAAGUGGACUGACAAAAGACAGAUGAACAAGGGAAAAACAAGCAGAAGUUUAUCAACAUAUCCAUAGCACAUACACAUGGGAGAACUCAGUGAUGAGUGGCUGACAAGGAUGGUUAGAACUUAGAAUGUCAACAGCGCUUUACGCGUGAGGAAACUGACGCGUGAGGAAACUGAGGCUCACGGAGAGGAAGGAGCGGGCCGGCCUCUCAGUGCUCAAGCCAGACCUCUGCACCUCGUUUCUGAUGCACCCUUUCUCUCCCUCACCUCCCACUCUAGUGCAAUACCCUGACCUUUAAAUUUUUAAAAUUUGUUUUCAGCCCCAAUACGUUUCUCCAUCCCGCUGCCACCACCCGUUCCAGGCCACUGUCCUCACUGACUUGGAUGAUUGCAGUUAUCUCCUCUCUGGUCCCCUGGGCCCCCUCGCCCUUCUCUACCUGCACAAAACUUUAGAGUCCCCUGGGCUUUGGGUCUGGGUGACCUGGGCUCCCUGACCCUGAUGGGUCCACUGGGGUGCUGCAUGAAGGCUCCUCCAGCAGGCAGAGAGUUUGGCUGCACCAAAAGGAGCACACCAGUUGCCUGGGUCCUGGCACCAACCUCUCUGAGUGACCUGCCGGCCCCAGGCCCUCCUUGAAACCUCAGUUUCCGACACAUGAGGAAUGAGGCUCUCUGAGGCCCUGGGUCAGGCCUGCAUGCUGAAGGGCUCUUCCUUUCCCUUCCCGGAUCGAUGCUUCUUCAGUGCUGAGGCCUGGGGUUGUUCUUAUUCCCUAGUGAGGCCCAGUGCAGAAAGUGAGCUGGAGCUUGGAGACCACAGCUCUGGGCCAGGGCAGGGCCCGAGGUUGUGUACUGUACAACCCCAGGAUGCCAUUCACAACCUACUCAGCCGUGCACAGCAAUGGCAACUGCUGAGGCCUCUUGCCUCUCCUUGCUGCCUGCGGGCUCCGUGGGGAGGGAUCUGCAGCAUGUAUGGCAAGUAUGGUUUGGGAUGCCCGGGGCCCAGAUGGGAGCUGCUCCUGCAGACACCAGCAACGUUUUUUUGUGAACCUACUGGCCAGCUGGAAAGUGUUUGAAAGGGUGGUGCGGCCUCCUUCCAUCACACACACAUAACCACAUACAGACCCACACAUACACAUGCACACACACCUAAUAUGUACACAAACACAUACACGCCCUAAACACACACACAACAGUGUACGUCGUAUUACACAGUAGUGCAAAAGAGCAGCCCCUGAUGCGUGCACCAAUGUGAAGGGGCCUCACAGUCACAAAUGGAGACGUGCUCGAGUUCUAGGAUAGACAUGACUCUGUGGGGAUAGAAGUCAGGCUAGGGGUUGCCUGUGGGAGCAGGUGGGCCAGUAACUGAGUGUUGGGGGUAGAACUGGGCGGAUUUGGACUCAGAGAACAGGCAGCACCUGGAUCUGGAGGGACGGCCCGACGAGGAGAGAGGUUUUGGGUCCACGUGUCCUGCCCAGCAAAGAACAGGUUUUUAUCAAUGUAUGCAUUGCACACACGGGACAGCUCAGUGAGGAAAAAAGAUAGAUAGAUAUGUACAUAGAUAGAUAGACAGACAGAAAAAGCAGACACAGACACAGAUAGGUAAAGUGACAGAACAAAAAACAUACAGCCUGAUAGAUGGACCAAGAGAUAGCAUCAGAAGGACGGACACAUAAACAGAUAUAUUAACAAAAGGACAGAAAGACAGAUGGACAACACGUAGAGAAAGAUGGGCAGGAAUAUGGAUCGAGAGAUACAGGUGGACUAACAGACAAGUGAGGCAGACAGACAGACAGUAAAACAGACGGACAGGUAGACAUGUACACACACAUCUGUACAUAGAGUCAUACACACACACAUGUAGAGACAGAGAGAGAUGCACAGCCAGUGGAACAGAGGGGCAGACAGCAUUUUUUUCCUCUUUUUUUUUUUCUGCCUUUGAAUAGAGUUCCUCUACUGGGGCCUCUGGGGACGAGGCCCUGUGUGGGGCACGGGCCCGAGAAAGCCACUCCCACAAGAGGCGCCAUUAUAAGCUGACUGUUAACUGGGAGCCUUGGAUUCUGGGUGAAACGUUUUGAUGACUUCGAAUGAUGUGAAGGGCAAAACAGGGUAGAUCUGACAUCUCGUAUGGCAUCAGAAUGCUUUCUGCUCUUUGAAUAUUUGACUAAGGAUAUACAUCAAGAAUUGUCAUAUUUUUAUUUUAUUUGUGCUUGUUUUUUGUUUAAGAGGAAACAUCCAGAAAAAUUCUACCCUGAAGCCUUUUUCCUGGAAUAUAUCUACUGGAACCAGCAGAGGGCAGGAAAUCAUUAGUCACUAGAUGGUGUUGCUUGGUCUGUGGACAGUAAAGUCAAGGGUUUCUUGAGCACUUGGUUAAUUAACUCUAGGAGCUGUGCACAGCCAUCUACCCUUAAUGAACGUGCCGAGUCGCCAGUAUUUAUAGCGCUCAGCGUUUGUGCUCUUUCUCAGCAAUGAGAUAUCAGAGGACACAGCUGUUCUUCAGAGCAGGGUGGAAAAUCAACAAAUAUCCACUCAGUAUUAACUUUAUGGAUGGUCCAAUGGGGUUAUAUUGGAUAGAAUAAAGAACAACCCAGAAUGAAUAUCCUACUGAGAUUACCAACUUUAAGCUUAUUCUUUUUCCUUUAUAUUGCAUUACUUACUAAACUCUGCAUUCACAGAAAUAAGUUGGCUGUUCAGAAAGAACGACUUUUGGAAGAUAAGGAAUCAAAGUGUAUCUGAGCUCCUUACAAUUGACGGCCCCCCAGCAAUGUGGUCUCUUCAUCCAAUUGCUGGCAACAAUUAGACAGGUACUCAUCAGUAUUUACAGGUGACCCCUCACCCCUCCACCGCCAACCCCCCCCCCCCCCCCGCCGUCAUCUCUAAUGUAAUUUGCAAUUAUAAAUGCAUCCUUAAGUUUUUACGACUUUGGAAUAAGUAGGGAUAGGCUGAUCUUAUCAUACGAAUAAGAUCAAGCAUGUUUCUCUUUGAACACGGAAAUUACGAAACAGAAGUAUUCCCGUUAAAAUUAGCUUAGAGUCAAUAAAGUCUGCUGGAAUACUGAUGAAUGUGAAGAGUUAAGAAACAAACAGGAGGACUCAAGCUAGAACAACGAGCAGACAAUACGGUGCUUCAGGUAAAGGAAGGCACUCCGUGCCCUCUUAAUGAACCUCACCCUGUCCCAAAGCUAGCCACACUUGCAUUCUCUAUUGGGCUUUGCCAGUUUCUGGACCUCCAAGCAAUGCAAACACACAUUAGGUACUUUUUUAUAUCUAGCUUUUCCACUCAAGGUUAUGUCUGUGAAACUCAUCCAUAUUAUUUCGUGCAGCAAUCAUUCAUUUCAUCAUUGCUAUGCACUAUUGUUUGAAUAUAUCAAAAUAUAUGUGUCUGUUCGAUUACUGGCAUAAAAUUUUUAAUUGUCUAAUUUUUCUAGCUUUUGCGUACUUGCACGUCUUUUCUUGGACAUAAGCCAUAAUCUCUGUCGGGCUGUGUCAGAGGGGGUACGUUUGUAUGCUCAGCUGUAUAAAUACUGCCAAGCAGUUUUCCAAAGUUGCUGUACUAAUUUACACUCCCAUCAGCGAUGCUUAUCUUGCCAGUUUUAAAAUAUUUUAUUUAGUCUGUUUAAUUUUAGUCAUUCUGAUGUGUGUGCUGUGUAUGACAUAUUCAUUUGAAUUUCCUGAACAGUAAUGUUGUAGGAUUGGCUGUCCGAGGCUUCUAAGCCAUUUGGUAUCAUCUUUUCUGAAGGGCUUGUUGAAACUUUUGAUUAUUUUUAAUUGGGCUCUCUUUAAAAAGAAAAUUGAUUUGUAGCAGUUCUUUAGACGUUCUGGGUAUGAAUCCUCUAUGGGAUAAAUGCAUUGCAAAUGCAUCGUUCCCGUUUGUGUCUAUUGUUUUUACCUAAAGUUCUUAAUCUUAACAAAGUCCAAUUUAGCAAUCUUUUACUUUAUGGUUGUUGCAUUUUUUGGGGUCCCAUUGGAGAACGCUUUUCUGACACCAAAUUCACAGAUGCUGUAACAGAAAGAAGACGCACUCCUAUGUUUUCUUCGAGAACCUCUGUAAUCCCACCUUUCGCCUGGGCAGGACCUUCUCCAAGGUCUGCGUCCCGGCUCUGCCAGGUGACGGCCCUUCCCCAAGGGCAUGGGCUCUGCGAGCCCGAGCCCUGUCCUUUGUUUCUGCGGCCUCGCAGGCGGCGCCAGCUCCCCGAGUGUGGUCUUUCUUGUCUCGGGUCCCCGCUGCGUGCUUCUCCAGCUCCCUACGUGCCCUGGUCUCUGUUAGACUAACUGGUACGGUUUCCGUUUUCCCAACUGGACAAUGACGAAACGAUUACUAACCUGGAAAAUGUAAACUAAAGCUACUUGCACUUCUCGUUACCUGUCUGAUGGGUAACAACUGAGAAGGUCAGCAAUAUCCAGGGGUGGUCAAACCAUGGGUAAAUAUAUAUACUUCUACGCUAUUUUGAGUACAUAUGAGUGCUAAUUUUUGAGGAGCCAUUUGGCGGUACAUAGUAAUAUUACAAUGUGUAUGGAUUUGACCCGUGAAUUUUCCUUCAUGCCACCCCUGCCUCUAGAGAAAGACGCUCACCUGAGUAGGAAGACUCUUACUGGCAUGAUCACCUACACGUGGUUUGGAUGUAAAUCGUCAUAACAGGACAGUUGUCAUACUGGCACCUCCGAUGUACAACAUGAGGUCGAUCUAUGCGGCCCGAACAGGGCAGAUAGGGUAUGAAAGUGUUGAUCUGUACAGAGAAGCAUCUGGUAUAGUUGUAUAAAAUUAUGGCCCACAAAUGAUCUUGUUCUGCUGAGGGUUCCAGGCACUAAACUCUCAGUUCAGUAGAUGAGUGGUGCCCUAGGUCAUCUGAUGUUUGUAGGGGACCGGGGCUCUCGUGGGGGUGCUGCUGGACCAGGGGACCACCCAGCUGUGAGGCCCCUGAAGCACGGACGCUGGCCAAGCCCGUAAAUUCAACACUGCUCAGAAUCUUUACUUGGUUGUUCUGGUCGUCCUAAUCAUGCCGUGAGCAAGUAUGUCCCCGGGCAGUCUGAGGGCUGGGGCACAGGAUAAGGGGGCUGCUGAAGGCCCAGCAGGUCGUGCACAGCGGCCUGCGUGGAUAGCUGGCAACACGGAGAGGUUUGCCUCCCAGCGUGGUUGCCCCGCUGCCGCUUCUGUGAUUAUGUCAUUUUACAGAGCGAAGGGAUUUUGCGGAUGUCACUAAAGUUCCUGAUCAAUGACCUUUGGAGGGAUAAGACCCCAGUGGGCCUAAUCUCAUCACACGAGCCCUUGCGAACUGACUGCUUUCUCUGGCUACAGGCACAAGGGCAAGUCCGGGGCGUCCGGAGCUCAGCUGAGAGGGAGCUGAGCUGUUAGGUGUAAGUGAUGAAAGCCACAAGCCACAAAUGGAAGCGCUAAAGCUUUAAUCACUUACUGUGAUGAACGACGCAAGCAUCUACAGCUGUUCCAUUUUCCCCCAGGAAGUGGUGCGCCUGUUGAGGGCUAGGUAGAGCAGAGCCGCGUGGGGGUCGUCUUACUGCAGGGGGGAGCUCAGCAAAAGGCUCUGUCGGUUCUACGGACCCAAGGCUGAGGGUGGGUGUGAGGGGGUGGGCUCGGAGUGGAAACGUCCUGGGUACCAAGUCAGAGUGGGGAAAGUGCCUUCAAGGUUUCCCCUCCUCCCCGAAGGAGGCCUCAUAGAGGCGCCUGGAGAAGACCCCUGUCCGAGGCUUCAGAUAAAGGGACCUGGGAAUGGAGGUGCUGGGGCUAGAAAUGUACAUUUGUGAGGAGCACUGCCAGCCAGGGGGCCUGAGCUCCUUGACUGUGGAGGGGAGCAAAAUCUGUCAUCCCAGAAUGUGUCUCUCUGGCAUGAGGAUUCAUUUAGGCUGAUUAUUUUAAGAAACAGAAGACUCAGGAAGUGUUUUGUUUUUGUUUUGUUUUUUUUUUUUUACCUCCCUCUUAGCUGCCUGUAGAAUUUAGAUAAAGGGUCUGUUCCUGGAACAGAGCUGUCACCAGAGAAAUCUGCAAAGAACGUGGGUUAUGUGUGGUGGGGAAACUCAGCAGAGCCUGGAGACCAGAGUCCAGUCUGCGUCCCACUUUCUCUGCAGGGCCCAGGAAACGGCGAUUUACCAAACAUCUGCAUGUCUGCCACGGGGUGAACUGUCUGCGUUCCCUUUGAAGCCCCAAAUCCCUACCCAACAUCCUCUAUGGUCUUAAGCUGAAGAUGGUAUUUAAGGUGAAGGUUUGGCCAUUGGCGAGUUACUCAGUUUCCCUGGGUCUCUUCCAUGUAUACAUGUUAUUAAAGUUUGUCUGAUUUUCUCUUGUUA
Messenger RNA from Balaenoptera ricei (Rice's whale), 16238 nucleotides. RefSeq names its product potassium inwardly rectifying channel subfamily J member 12 (gene KCNJ12). Gene Ontology annotation, cellular component: plasma membrane. Gene Ontology annotation, biological process: regulation of monoatomic ion transmembrane transport; potassium ion import across plasma membrane. The coding region runs from base 470 to 1753 and encodes 427 amino acids. Gene Ontology annotation, molecular function: inward rectifier potassium channel activity. The record is from RefSeq and is a predicted model, not a curated record. Lineage: Eukaryota; Metazoa; Chordata; Mammalia; Artiodactyla; Balaenopteridae. The transcript has 3 exons.